Messenger RNA from Vitrella brassicaformis, 3066 nucleotides. The record is from the annotation of a GenBank genome assembly. Lineage: Eukaryota; Vitrellaceae.
CCGUCGUCCACAGCAAAAGGACUCCCACAGAUCCCUGGAGAACCAACGACCGCCACAGCUGCAGAGGAUCGGUCGGAACAGAGGCUUAAGAAGGCCUCCGGCAAGCCAAGAAUGAGGCCUCCGGCGUAUGACGAUGAAACCCACAAGGGCAGCGUGCUUCAGAAGACAGCGGACUUCCCGCUGCAAGGGGUGGGUCGUGUCGCAUUCUGGUGAGAAGGGAAGUGGGAAUGAGGUAUCAAUUAUGAUAUCAGUGGAUGGACGGACUCGGGGCGUUUGUUGCUUGUUUCAAAGCUUGUCCUGGGACUUUGGCGGCUCGGCGGUUGAUGCAGACGUGCAGGCCCUGGCCGUCGAUAACAGGGGAAGGAUCACAGGUGCGCACACAGCUGACGUGACACCAUGCGAUGGACUGAUGGCAUUGAUUGAACGGUUCUGUCUGUCUGUCCGUCUGUCUGUGUGGCGCCAUGCCAUCCGUGCAUCACAGAUGCGUGUUACUACAACAAGUAAGUACGCUGGCUGCCUGAGAUGGAUGGAUGUGACUCUGUCUGUCUGUCUGUCUGUCUGACACAGCUUGAAGGCGCUCGGCAAGGCGCUCACGCACAGCGGCGAUUCGCUCGACGGCAAGGAGGAAGGCGUUGACGAGAAGGUAGUGUUACCGUUUCACGUCGACGUGUGAAAAAAUGCUGCGCGUUGCGUUGAGGUUAGUUGCUGUCGUCCUGCUUGUUGUUGAUUGUGCAGGUGGCGGUGAAUGUGUCUCGUUUGGGUCAGGAGAUCGAGCUGAUCAUCAUCCUCGUGUGCUGCUACAGCGGCGGAAGCCUUGGCAACCUCGUCGAGGGCAUCUUGCGUGUCGCGGACGAUGAGUCCAAAUGCACCCUUGCACAGGUGUGUCUGGCUGGCUGUGGGUGUUUUGGCGCGUGUGGAUGCCUGCCUCUUUGUCCAUGUCAUGUGGUUGCAGUUUGUGCUUCGCGAGAAGGGCCAGGCGACGGCCAACAUUCUGUGUGCCAUGUUCCGCCACGGCGGCUCCUGGAGCGUCCGCACCAUCGACCAUGUGAGCAUUCGCGAAGGAAGGAAGCACAUGCGCAAGAGCAUGCCGCUUGGCUGUUGUGUCUGUCGGGUGGGUGUCCUUGUGAUAAAUAUCAAUCAUCACAUCAAUCAGGCGCUUGCUGACGGGCAGAGGCAUUUUAUGGACUGCCUGGAGUCCAUCCAGACCCACAUACGGUCCUUCAUCCCGUCCGCACCGACCAGGCAGAAGCUGGCCUUCAGCAUGAGGAAAGGUGAGGUGCGGCCGUGUGUGUGGGGUGGUGGUGGUGGUGGUGCUCAUUCGGUCUGUCGUUCGUUCAGGUGGCAUUUUCGACUUCGGCUCUCAGCAAGACCUCAUCGUGUGUGGCCUGGGAUGGUGCGCAUCGCAAAACAAGACAGACAGCCGACUGAUAUGAUCGAUCACAUACACCCUACCCUACACCCCAUGCGUACCUACGUGCAUUCGCUCACCCAUGCGCUGCGCUUGCUGGUGCGGUGCAGGGACGUGUCAAUGGGCCAGGUCGACCUUGAUGCAUCAUGCUGCCUGCUCGACCAAAACAACAACUUCGUCGAAGCGGUCUUCUUUGGGUCAGUCAAGAGCACCGACACACACAAACACACACACACACACACACAGAAGGCGCGGGAGAAUUCUUGGUGUUGGCCCUCUUGUUCUUUGUGUGUGUGCAGGAACCUGAAGAGUAAGGAGCAUGGCGUGCAGCACAGCGGUGACAACUUAACGGGAGAGGGGGAGGGCGACGACGAGCAGGUCACCGUCCACCUAUCGCAGAUCGGAGAGAGGGUAAUAAGCAAGCUAAGCGAGAGAAGAAGGCCGGGUGGGAUCGAUGGACGGAUGGAUAACCGGUGUGUGUUGUCCUUCCUGCUCGCUGUCUUCCUUCCUUCCUUCCUUCGUGUCUGUCUCACUCCCACCUCCCUCACGUCUACUACUCAGAUCAAGUGCCUGUACUUCUGCAUCCACAUCUACACACCCAACAAGACCUUCAUGGUAGGUAGGUACCACAGGGGGCCCACACACACACCACUCACCAGUGUGUAUCACCAUCCUCCCCCACACCCACACACCAUCCCUGUGUGUGUUUCCCUCCCCCCUUCCCGCCCCACCCACCCACCCACCCACAGCAAGUGGCCAACCCCUACUGUCGCGUGUGUGACGGGUCGACUGGCGAGGAGUGGUGUCGCUACCAACUCAGGGAGGCCGGGCCGUCCAGUGGGCUCAUCAUCGCCAGGCUGCAGAGGGACCCAUCAGGCCGCUGGGGAUUCGGUGCUCUCGGGGUGCCUUCGAACGGUAUGGGAUGAGACAAUGGUGCGUGAGAGGACGCAUCGGUGCGUUCGUGUGUGUGGUUUGGUCCACAGGUCGGUUGUACAAGGACUCGGUGCCCGACAUGCAGCGGCUGAAUAGCGUGGCGACCAACACGCUCCUGGAGCACCAGCAAAGCAUGGUCAGCCAGCAGCCCGACCACUCUCUCCCCAUCCCUUCCUGAAUGUGUGUUGUAAGUCUCUCUCUCUCUCUCUCUCUCUCUCUGUGUGUGUGUGUGUGAAUCAGCUGGGUGUCCCUCCCCCGCAGGUGAUAGCAGUGACGACCACGACCGGACCGGCCGCCGCACCGGCCCCCUACCCCGUGCAGACGCCCGCACCCCCACCACCCAAACAGAACAAAUGCUGCACCAUACUGUGAUUGAUUGAGGUGUGGGCGGGCUUAGCUAUAUUAGUGACAGCGGUUUGGUAUCUAUUCUAUCGCACACACAACACUAGCGAUGGAUGGAUGGAUGGACAAUCCACAUGUAACUACUGCAGACUCACGUGGGUGAGUGAAUGUAUAGAAAGGGCACGUACGGCUGACUGUUGUUUGUAAAGGGAGGGAGGGAGGGACGGAUGGAUGGACGGGCGGUGGGUGCGGUGUGGUGCCGUGUGUGUGGUGUCUGUCUGUAUAAAAUGAGAGCGGAGCGGCAUAUAUCUGCACUGUUAAUGCAUGUGUUUGUGUGACUUUCCCACGCGAGUUGACUUUGCACGGAUGGAUCUACAAGUAGC